This is a messenger RNA of Stereum hirsutum FP-91666 SS1, 4726 nucleotides long. RefSeq lists its product as uncharacterized. The transcript is spliced from 11 exons. Bases 29 to 4285 code for a protein of 1418 amino acids. NCBI's taxonomy places the organism in Eukaryota, Fungi, Basidiomycota, Agaricomycetes, Russulales, Stereaceae. The record is from RefSeq and is a predicted model, not a curated record. Gene Ontology annotation, cellular component: P-body. Gene Ontology annotation, molecular function: protein binding. Gene Ontology annotation, biological process: deadenylation-independent decapping of nuclear-transcribed mRNA.
UUCACCAUCGGCCAGUUUGACGUCCUCAAUGGAUCGCCCUACACAGCGUAACCUCUUCUCUCGUGGUUCUAGUCCCCCAGGAGGAUACCAGGAACAGACUCACCAGCCGUCGCUCAACAAGUAUCAGCAUGUUUCGCCACCUCAUUCGCUCCGCGAGAUCGCCCAGCCGUCGCCCCCGGCUCACGUCGAUACUCUUUUCAAUAAUUUAAUUGCUCAGACUGCUGCCCCUCAGCCGACCGCAGGAGCCAGCCUAGGACCCAACUCGAAUCUCCCGGGUGGCCCCUUGCAGCACCAGUCGAGCAACUCCGCGCCCGCAACGCCUGUAUCUAUCACCGCCAACUCCGUCUCGUCCACGACUUCCGCUCCCAUUAACUCUGCAGAGAGCAGACAGAGUGCGCUCUUGUCUCUCCUCGGCACCGUCGCUUCCCCCUCUACCUCGACGGCCUCAGUACCCCAGCAACCUCAGCAAAUUCCGACUCCACCCGGCUCUUCACAUCGAUCGGGACCUACUGUCAACAAUGAGUCACAAGGGAGGAUGCUGUUGGAACAGUUGAUGUCUGGGACCGCACCUCAGACCCUCUACAGUAACCCUUCGCCCCAGAGCUCUUUACAUCUACCUCCUGCAGAUCCUUCGCCUGCUUUUGGAUCAUCGAAUACCUCCCAACAGGACAGCGGCUCUUAUUACGAGCCAGAAACGACCCCGCUUGGACCUGUACACGACACUUUCCAAACUCCACCUUCUUCGGUGGCGGUUGCGCCACCGCUACCACAACAGCAGCCUCCACCUCCCCCUAAAUCUAUGUUUGACUUCGUUUCUCCCUUUGAUGCUCUCGCUUCCUCUUCCGUCACUUCGCCUCGCAAAGCUGUCCCGCCCCUUUCUCAUUCGGCAGACACCGCGGUGAGUGUCAACGAGGAAUGGAGCCUUCCUUCUACCACGGACUCAAAACGGAAGUCCGUCGAGAAUCUCAUCGAACAGUUGACUCGCGGGCAGCAAUCUUCAUCGCAGCAGUUACCGCCUUCAUACGAACUCCCCAUUCCGAGUGCAACCGACGACUUUGUCUCGCCUGAACAGGUUCAGGCUAAAGCGCAACCUCGUCCCUUGCCCCCGAAGCCCUACCAGGCCAGUUCUCCGCGAAACUCGCCACCAAAGCAGCCUGCCCCAGGUCAACAACGCAAGGGUCCUUCUGAGCAACCCAUUGGUCCGCUAGCCGGAUCCCCUGUACCUCCCGCUUUCACCGCACACGCUCCUUCUCCUCGUGAGAAGGAUGGCUCACCGGGCCCCCGUGGUAGUUGGAACAAGCAUGAGGGAAGGGGCAGAGGCGGGCCUAAGGGGAAGUCUCAGUCGAGCCCUAACCAUUCUCAAACUAUUAUAUUCGAUGUCAACCAGCCUUUGGAGGAGAUCCAAGCGAACCGUGAGGCCGUCAAGUCGACGGCCAUCGCUCUUGUGCGGGUUGACUCUACUUUUUUGCCUGGUACGACGAUUGGUGCGACCCAGUGGGUCGCGUAUGCCAUGACCAAAGGUCGCGUUCGUGUCAUUUCUCGUUCUAGUGGAGACCGUACUCUUCUCCAGCUUCCUCAUGUCUUCCCGUUGACGACCGCCGUCACUGACAUGGCGGUGAUUGGAAACCGUCUUGCGGGCAUUACGUCGGAUGGAGGCCUGGUGGUCUGGGAGCUUCCCGAAGUCAUCACGGACGACGCGCUUGGCAGGAUCUUGCUUUGUGUUUUGCCCGGUACCGGACCAGAGAACCUGCACUCUGUCAAAUGGCACCCUAGGCAGCCGGACGUUAUUGCUAUCUCGUCGGAGACGGGCGUUUUCCUUUUCAACAUCAACGAUGCUUUGCGUAUGUUCGGAGGAGAUCCCAUAGACUAUCAUGAGCUCCAUCGCCUUGCUCAGCCAUUUGCCGUGCCUUCGGCUCUUGUUGCUUUCGAUUUCGACGUUGAUCAUUCCGCGAUCGCGACCAUCUCCGAUGACUCCACUCUCGCUCUCUGGGAUAUUGACCGCAAGUUCUCCAUCUGGUCCGGGAAGAUCAGGGGUGAGGAUGCACCCUCCUCCCUUACUCUCGUGGACGGUGGAUUCGUCGUCGGUCGCAAGCACAACACCGUCUUCCAGCUGUUGUCCUCCAUGCGGACUAACGUUCUCGGCACGAUCAAGUUCGUCAACGGUGACAGGGAGGAUCCAGAUAUGUUCGGCCACGCGAACUACGACGCCCGACUCCAGACACUAUGGGUUGCGAACAACCGUCGUGACAGCAUGAUCGCCUUCAAGCUUGGCUUUGAGUACACGGAUGUCGGCGCCGAGGAACCUCAAGUCCGCGGGAGCUUCAGUCAGGUCGUCGAGUUCCUGGGCCCGAAACCGACAAUCCACUUCGUCAUCCUCACCGCCGACGCGGAUCCCAACGGCGAGGAAGCCCACGCAGCGUGUGUCGCCGCCAAAGUCCCGCCAGGCGAGCUCGCCCUCGUAGCCUUCUCCGUGCACUCGACGGGCGUGGACCAGAUCCUGAUCAGGAAGGAAUGGUUCGAUAUCGCUUUUGCGGGCACGCAGAUGAAGUUCCCGGCGCUGCCUCCGCAGAUCAUGCAAGGCCCUGCUGUCGAAUCUAGGACUCAUCGUCCGCCACCGCCACCUGUUCAGCAACAGCAGCAGGUUCCUCCGCCCCCUCAACGCCGCGAACUGACGCCUCCGCCCCGUGAACAGCCCGUUCAGGUGCAGGCGCCUAUGCCGCCUCCUCCGCUUCCUCCGCUUGCCUUGGAGCGCAAUAGGACGCCACCGUCCGAGGAGGUGGAGCCCGAGCUUACUCGUGAGCCCGGUAGGCCGUCUGAGGUGAGGGGCAAGGGUGGUAGGAACAGGAAUGUUGGCUGGAAGGACAGGGACGAGGCUGGUGCUAAGGAGAAAGCUAGUAAAAAUGGUGAAGGCAAUAGCAAUAGCAACAUCAACAACGAGGCGGCUAUUGGCGCCAACAUGACGAAGGAGAUCAAGAAGAUGGAGGAAAACCUUUAUAGUCGCAUUGGCCGGCUGGUCGGGAAGGAGAUGGAUAAGCAACACCAACGGCUCGAGGAAAUCCGGGUCAGCGAGAAACAAGCGGACUUUGACCGUCAGGAGAAGAUUCUGAAGCUGAUCUCGAGCGAGUUGACGACGAACACGACGAGGGUCGUCGAGACGGCGGUCAGGUCGGAGGUGUUGAACUCUGUGCUGCCGACUUUGAGGGAAAUCACCAGGACCGAGGUCAGAGCUGCCCUAAACGAGCAGAUCGCCAUUGGCGUCGGUGACUCGGUGAACAUGACUCUUCCCCUCGAGAUCGAGAAGUUGCUCCUCCGUCCUGAGGUCGCCACCCACGUCGCGCGCACGUUCUCUUCCUCCGUCACGCCCAUCAUCGAGCGUCAUGUCAAGGAUGCUAUCCACAAAACGCUCAUCCCCGCCUAUUCGCAGCAGUCUUCCAACAUGCACCAGGAAUUGUCUCGUGAGAUUCAUUCUGAGAUGAUGAACCUCAAGAAGGACGUCAUUUCAUGGCAAAGCGAGACACUCAGGGGCCAGGAGGCUGUCAUUCGCGACCUCGAGCAGACCGUUCGCAACCUGGCCGACCAGGUCAAGUUCUUGAGCCUCAACGCUAGCGUCCCUCCUGUUGCUUCUCACAGGCAGCCUUCUCCACCCAUGCCUUCUAGCGGUAGUAUGGUACAGUAUCAACAACAGCGUCAGCCCGUACACCAAGGCCCGCCACCCAUGCAACACUAUGGUCCUCUUCCUCAGCAGCAGAGUCAUCAGCCUCCUCCAAUCCCUGGACCCUGGGGUCAUGGUAUUCCUGCUCCUCAAGCAUCUCAUCCUGCCCUUCCGCCACCUGCUCCAAUGCAGGUUCAUCAUACUCCUCCCGCCCAGAUCGAAGACUGGGAUCAGACAUACCUCGACGUGCUGAGCACACAGGACCCGCGCCAGCUCCGCGAGCUGUUGGGUCGGUCUAACCCAGAGGCCAUCAUGCCUUUGAACGGGCCUUCUCCGUUGUCGCAGGCCGUGAUCUUGACGAUCGUGCACAAGCUUGGUGGUUACAUUGGUGAGAGUGCGCCCGAAGGCGAGAGCUUCAAGUCUUCCCUCUGGUGGCUCCAGCGCGCCGCCACCGUGCUCAAGACCAAUGACCCUGUUGUUGCGCCUUAUUGUAUCCGCGUUCUGCCCAACGUUCAGUCGGUGUUGAACAUCACCAAGCAGCGCAUCUCCAUCCUCCCAGGCGGACCGCAAGCCAUGGAGACGAGCAGGGCGAUCUCCGACAUCCAGGACAUCUUGAGCCACAAGCCGGCUUGACGCCAGGCUAUCGCUCGAUGGCCUUUGAUGUAGGAUUAUCAGCACUUGUAUCGUUUCUUUCGCUGGCUCGGACUGUGAUCGCUGUAUCGUUUUAGCUUUCUCUCGCCUCUCUGUUCUGUUCUGUUCUGUGCUCGCGUUCGUGUUUGUGUUUGCAAUCGCCCUCCUCUUUUCCUCGUGCGUCUCUGUGAUGUUGCAUUUGACGAAAAUGAUGAAUAUCUACGUCUUCGGUUUUUCAUACUCUUUUCGUGUUAGUUUGUCUCUGCUGUGUCGGAUGCUACUCACGUAUAUACUCACGUUGUCGUUGACUCGGUCCACAGGGACUGCUGUUGUUCGUUAUAAGUACUUCAUAAAAACCGUGAAAUCUGUAUUACUUCUCUGCAUAGCACUGUCCUGUUACUCUUACUAGUCUUACUCAAACAAAAUGAAUCGCACACUUCUUUU